AUGCGUCGCUCCGUUCUUGUGGGCCUCUUCAUGGGGUGCACCCUGCUGCUCGCACCUGUAACGGAGAGCUGUGGACCGGGGAGGGGAUAUGGCAAGAGACGUCCGCCGAAGAAGCUCACACCCCUCUCUUAUAAGCAGUUCAGCCCCAACGUUGCGGAGAAAACACUGGGAGCCAGUGGCAAACACGAAGGGAAAAUAACGAGAAAUUCAGAACGGUUCAAAGAGCUCACUCCGAACUAUAACCCUGAUAUUAUAUUUAAAGAUGAGGAGAAUACCGCUGCCGAUCGACUUAUGACCCAGCAUUGUAAAGACAAGCUGAACUCCUUGGCCAUCUCUGUGAUGAACAUGUGGCCUGGGGUGACGCUGAGAGUGACAGAGGGCUGGGACGAGGACGGGCACCACUCAGAGGAUUCCCUCCAUUACGAGGGAAGAGCGGUGGACAUCACCACGUCUGACCGGGACAGGAACAAAUACGCCAUGCUGGCUCGCCUGGCCGUGGAGGCCGGCUUCGACUGGGUCUAUUACGAGUCCAAGGCCCACGUGCACUGCAGUGUCAAAUCAGAGCACUCAGUAGCAGCUAAGACCGGGGGUUGUUUCCCGGGUCGUUCUCUGGUGACGCUGGAAGAUGGGAGCAGCAGGGCGGUUCAGGACCUCCAGCCAGGUGACCGUGUCCUGGCCUCCUCAGGAGCUGGUGAGAGUGGAGGAGAGCUUGUCUACAGUGAGUUCCUCACCUUCCUGGACCACGAGCCUGCAGCGAGGAAACAGUUCUACAUGUUGGGAACAGAGACGGGAGCAAACCUGACCCUCACUGCGGCUCAUCUUGUGUUCGUGACAGAUGGUAAUUGUUCAGUGGGGGAAUCGUCCAAGGGGGCUGGCAUGCAGACUAUGUACGCCAGCGACGUACGGCCAGGGCAGUGUGUGCUGACUGCAGGUGGAGCAGGAGGAGACAAGGGACCACAAGCCCACCUCUCCCCAGUCGCCUGGAUCCAUAUCCAGGUGGACACCGGGGCCUUCGCCCCCCUGACAGGCCACGGCUCAUUGGUGGUGGACGGCGUUCUAGCCUCGUGCUACGCUGCUAUGGACCAGCACCACCUAGCCCACUGGGCCUUUGGUCCCCUACGCCUGCUCUACAGCUGGACUGGGCUAGGGACUAUGCAAGGAGACGGACUACACUGGUACUCACAGGUCCUGCAUUGGAUAGGAAAAUUCCUACUGGACCCUGGACACUUCCACCCCUGGGGGGUGGCCACGCAUGAUGUGCAGAGAUAG
Messenger RNA from Salvelinus namaycush (lake trout), 1269 nucleotides. RefSeq names its product indian hedgehog B protein-like. Gene Ontology annotation, biological process: multicellular organism development; protein autoprocessing; cell-cell signaling. Gene Ontology annotation, molecular function: calcium ion binding; patched binding. Bases 1 to 1269 code for a protein of 422 amino acids. The record is from RefSeq and is a predicted model, not a curated record. NCBI's taxonomy places the organism in Eukaryota, Metazoa, Chordata, Actinopteri, Salmoniformes, Salmonidae. The transcript is spliced from 3 exons.